Apodemus sylvaticus (European woodmouse) is the source of this 1752-nucleotide messenger RNA. RefSeq names its product PAT1 homolog 2 (gene Patl2). Lineage: Eukaryota; Metazoa; Chordata; Mammalia; Rodentia; Muridae. Gene Ontology annotation, molecular function: RNA binding. Gene Ontology annotation, cellular component: P-body. Gene Ontology annotation, biological process: P-body assembly; deadenylation-dependent decapping of nuclear-transcribed mRNA. The record is from RefSeq and is a predicted model, not a curated record.
AUGUGGGACUCAGGGACUGAACUUAAGCGCAUUGGGCUUGGAAACUUAUCUGUCAUGCUCCUGACUGCUCUGCACGACUUUCCAGCAGACGUGCAAUGUGAAGUAUCCAAUGUGGGGUUAAACGACACUGUUGGGCCAGCUGAGACUAGUUCAUUUAAAGAGGCAGCAGAAGGGCUUGUUGGAUUAGGAGGAGCAGGUCUGCACUUACAGCAGAGGCCAAGCAAAUUCUCUGUCCCCUUGGCUCCUGAAGAAGGCUUAGCAUGUGCCUUGCAACUGGAGGAAGAAGAGAAGGAGAAUAAAGAGGAAUUUGUGUGUUCAGCUCAGGCUCCAGAAGUGAAGGAGGAAGGGAAUGACCUUGGGGAUCCAGCCAUAGUGCGUGCCAUCCAAAAUAUCCAACUACCACAGCAGAGAGGGCUGCACAGUUCCCCCAGAGUCAAGGCCUCUGGUACCUUAGGGAUGUCACCAGCCUCCUUGCAUUUUCUGUGGCGGUCUGUGUUUCCAAGAGCCAGUUCUCCAGCCCAUCAUUUUGGACCUCAACAGCCUUCGCCAGAUCCUUUUCUGUUCUACAGCCCACUGACUCCAUGGCCCCCCAAACUCAGCCUUCCCAGUCACCUGACCCAGCUCCACCCUCAGCACCAGCAGAUCCUGCAGCAACAGCAGCGGAGGAGUCCAACAGCAAGAAGUGUCCCCACCCAGAAGCCUUGGUCUCGUGAGUCGGAUACCUAUGCUAACCUCAUGACCCGGAAAGAGAAGGACUGGGUGAUAAGAGUGCAGAUGGUUCAGCUGCAGAGCGAGAACCCCCGUCUGGAUGAUUACUACUACCAGAAGUACUAUCAGAAGCUAGGGAAGAGACAGGCAGACAAAGAGCUGCUUGGACAGAGGAACAGGGAUGAGUCUCUCAAGUUGGUCACGCCUUACAUCCAGAAGUCGGAAGUUUAUGAGUCAGUGGUACGGAUUGAGGGUUCCCUGGGCCAGGUAGCUGUAUCAACAUGUUUUAGCCCUCGCCGAGCUAUUGAUGCUGUAUCUCACGGAACUCAAGAGCAGGAUACAGGAGCCGCAAGCAGCCAGAGGCUUCGGGUAUUAUCCCAGAUUGAGAAGAUGUUCCUUCAGUUACUAAAAAUAGAGGAGGGCCAGAAUGAUGGGCUCCCACAACUCUACCACUCACGGGAACAGAUCAACCAGGUUGAGAAGCUCUUUCAGGCCUUAAAGACCCAGGAGCAGAGCAACCUGGAGGAGGCAGCAGAUAACCUUCUGCAGGUGCUGUCUGUGAGGAAAGGGAAAGUUUUGGUGGCUCGGCUGCUCCCCUUCCUGCUCCCGGAUCAAGCCAUUAGCCUCCUCCUGUCUAUCACCUGCCAUCUGCCCCUCCUGAUCCAGAGGGACAUGGCUGACCAGGGUCUACACAUGCUAUUCAGACCUCUGGGGAAAUACAUCAGUCACUUGACCUUCCAUCAGCUCCUCCAUGCACUGCAAGGUCUAAUGUUGCUAUCGUCGGGCUCCUCAGAGCGGCCUAUCUCUGUGGUACUUCAGAAUCAGUUUGGGAUAUCUCUGCUGUAUGCCUUGCUGAGUCAUGGAGAGCAGUUGGUAUCCCUAGAUUCUUCCCUCCGGUCCAGCAGCGACUGCACAGCUUGGACAGACUUGGUGAUUCUGAUUGCUUGGGAGAUAGCUCAGUUGCCUGCAGCAUCUUUGGCAGAACCUCUAGCCUUCCCCAGGAAUCUGCUUCCCUGUUCUGCCAUCACAUGGACAAACAAUUAG